CCCCCCGUAUCGCUGCUUCUCCGACGGACAUGCAGCCUCGUCCGUCCCAAACACGAGCCAUCAGCCCGCCAUGAGAACUCAAACGCAUCACAAUGUCUCCGCGCAGGACCAAGGACUCUCUACCUCGGGAAUUACGUACAUAUCCAGACCUUGGACCAAACGCAAGAAAAUUAUAAAGCCGGCCAGGUCUGCCCAUUCAAAACAAGAGAUUCUUCAUCCUCAACACUCAGUCUUUCACAAUGGCCAUUAUCCAAUCUUCUCUCAUUCUCGCCCUUGCCGGCGCCGCUGCCGCUGCUGCUACGGCCAAGUACCCUGAAGUCAAGCCCGGUCCUGGUCUUCCCAGCCUGGCUGAGCUAGGCAUCACUUCUGCUGAGCUGUACCAGAUGGGCAAGCCCGCGUUCCACUCUAAUGCCAUUAACGGAGCGUUCAGCGCCAACUUGGACCCCGGCUGUGGACCAAGCGACGCCUACACCUACGACAUCAACGGUGUUAUUGUCUGCUACAACUACCUCGCCAAGCUGGGUGACACGGCUUGCGUGGUUCCCGCUGAGGGAUACUCGGCCUUUUGCACGAGCGGUGAUGCUGCCAUUACUGGCAAGUCUCAACUUAGCGGAAGCGGCACCUCCUCCGCUUGCCGUGAUGUUGCCAACGGCGUCCUCUGGGUCCUUGACCACUGCACCCGCAAUGAAGAGGGCAAUGUUGCCGGUUUCCAGGCUGCCUACGGCAACGGCGACCUCAAAGUUUCCGUCUCCAACGUUGAGUUCGCUUCUCGCACUUAG
[Torrubiella] hemipterigena is the source of this 779-nucleotide messenger RNA. NCBI's taxonomy places the organism in Eukaryota, Fungi, Ascomycota, Sordariomycetes, Hypocreales, Clavicipitaceae. The record is from the annotation of a GenBank genome assembly.